UGUAAUUAUUUUCUAAGUAGCUUAACAUUUUAGUAUUUUGUUUUACUAUUUUUUAGUGAAAUCAAAUAAUUUAUUUUUUUCUUAAAUCAAAAUUUCUUUAUGGAACCAGAAGCCACAACAUCACAUACUUUUCCUUUUAACAAUAAUGAAUCAGAAAGUUUAUCACUCUCGACUUAUUUAAACUCAUGUCCGAAAAUUUUUGGAUAUAGGUUAAAAGAAAGUGCACAACAAGAAAUACUGAAAAGACUAUUCUCAGAGCUAUGGAAUUCGAAUGAAGACCAUAGAUCUUUAUUUUUUCCAAACGGUUUUGGUGAAGGACCUGAUGCGUAUAAAUUGAGUCUUUCACAAGGAGAAGAAUAUUCACCAACACAAAAAGGAAAAGCUUGUGGUCACGUCUUUAGAAAAGGAGAAGGUGUCUAUCGAUGCAGAAACUGCGCACUAGACGAAACGUGUGUCUUUUGUUCUCGUUGUUUUCAUGCCACUAAUCAUGAAGGACAUGACGUUACUUUCUCUGUGAAUUCUGGAUCUGGCAGUUCUGGUUGUUGUGACUGUGGUGACCCGGAGGCUUGGAAGAUUCCUAUACAUUGUGCUUAUCAUUCACCAGAUGCUUCUUCACCAGAUUCAAGUGAAUUUGAACAAAUACAAUAUGAAGAAAUAUUACCUGAUGAUCUGUUAGAUUCCAUUCACGUUACUAUUUCUACUGUCCUUGAUUUCAUAUUGGACACUUUAUAUGCUUCCCCUGAGGAGAUGUCUCCCCUUAGUGAGGAAGAAGUCAGAGAGGAAGCUAAACGAGCUGCCAAUUUUAUUAGAGAUCCUAUAAAUAAUGUUGAUGAGGAGAAAUUAUUCGCGGUUGUACUUUGGAAUGAUGAACAUCAUUCUUUUCACGAAGUGAUUGAACAACUAAUGGAUGCAACCAGUUGUAGCAAAGCAGAAGCAAAAGCAAUAGCUGAAAGAGUUGAUUCUUAUGGACGUGAUAUUGUUCAAAUAUCUGAAGAUAUACAACGUCUUCUUAACAUAGCACGUGCAAUAACAUCGAUAGGACUUGCUGUUACUGUACGUUCCGCGCGUGAUACUUUCCGUGAAGGAAUGUGUGGUCUUUUCAUUGAUUGGUUAAAAGAUCUUGCAGGAGGCAAAAUUGGUUCGAAUGUUACUAUAUUGAGAAAUAUAAUUUGUGAAGAAUUAUGUAAAGAAUGUAAAGUAUGGAAUAAAUCUCGUAAUGCAAAACGAGCAAAGAUUGAUGAAAAAUGGAGGAUUCUUAAUGAUAUUGGCAUAGGGGACACACGAAAUGGUGAAACAGAAGGCACCACAAGUGAAUAUAUGAGUGAUGAUGAAAUGGUAAUGAUUGAUGAUGACAAUGAAAAUAAUGAAGAUGAUGCUUCUAACAAUUAUAAGCGAUCCUCAGAAUUUAGCGGUGAUUAUGAUAUAUCAAUGGAAGAGGAUUCUAGUGAUACAAUUGAACCAAUGGAUGAAGAUGAAUCUAUAAUAUAUCGUGGAACCUCUUCAUUGAUGAAAACAGUAGAAGAUUUUAAAAAAGAGUUGCGAUUGGAUAGAUUGUUGAUCUUAGAUUUAAGGCUUUGGAAAGAAGCAAGAGCCGGAUUAAGGGAAUUGUACAUUGGAACAUUAGUAAUAAAUCCAGAGUACAAAAAAAUAAUGGGUAUCCGUUUUGCUCGCAAUUACGUUAACCUUGCAAAAGCAUUUCUUACUCCUGACCGCGAACCUGAACAUUCAAUUAUUCUUUUUUCUGUUCAACUUUUUACUGUUCCCACUAUUUCUACAAUUCUUGUCACCCAAUAUAAAUUCCUUACGACAAUUUUUACUAUACUUCAUACAUUUUUUACUUCCAACGCUGUUGGAGAUGAUUUAGAUAGCAUCGAUCUAAAUGCUAAAAUCGAUUGUGAUUCCGAGGCCUUCAAAAAUCGCCGUUACUUUCAUGUAUUUCAAGAUCUUCGUUAUAUUAUCAGUAAUGAUUCUGUAGAAAAAACUGUGCCAAAAAAUCCUCAUUAUUUGCAACAAUACCUGAAUCUAAUCGCAUUAUUUCAUGGAAUGAAUCUAAACAUUCGUGCAACUCAACAACAUGUUGAGUAUGAAAAUGAUAGUUGGGUUAAUGCAUUUAACGUCACUUUGCAAAUUGCGAAAAGUUGCCGUCAAUUUUCUGAAUGUUAUACUGGUAAUACCAGAACACUGUGUGUAACAAUUCGUAAAGUUUUAAGAAAAUUGUACGAAUUAAGUUCAAGGCGUGAUAACGAUGAUGAUGAUGAUGAUGAUGAUGAUGAUGAUAAAAUGGACGAAACUUGCGAUGCUCAACAUGAAACUCCUUAUCACUCUAGUGUUUGGGGAACAUCUACACCUGGCUCAUAUGGUCCUUUCGCAAAAUUUUCAGAUGAAGAAAGCGAAGAUAAAGAGAGCAAUCUUUCGUCGUUGCGGGGAACUGAAUUUCAUGAUGUGAUAUUUCAUCAAAGUCCUUAUUUUCUUUCAUUUCGAGUUGUUAAAUUUGAAGUUGCUUCACAACCCGUUAGCUUUCACAAUCCUUUACAUUGGUUUUUGGCCGAAUUAUUGGAAAAUGUUAAUUUAUUGGAUGACGAGUUGUUAAUACAACAUGGUUUUGGUAAUUUCCAAAGUAUGAUAGGUCUCGAUACUGAAAGCAAUGAAGAAGUGGUUCAACGUGUUAAAGAAAAAAUUUUAGGAGUAUUUGACUAUCCAUUACGAGUAUUAGUUCUAUUAGUACAAAUUCGUGCUGGGUUAUGGGUACGAAAUGGAUUUGGAAUUCGUGGUCAAUGCCACCAUUAUCGUGAAAUUUCUCUACGUGAAAAUACUUUUGAUGAGGAUAUAUUCUUAUUGCAAACAGCUUUUAUUAUAUUAGAUCCAAAUAUAGUUCUUGCCACUAUUUUAGAUCGGUUCGAUCUUGUGGAGUGGUUCAACGGCGGAACUGAUCAUAAAAUAUAUGAUAAUUCACAAUUGACCUUUAUUUCUGAAGAAUUAUUGACACUUUUGAUUAUAUGCGUUAGCGAGCGUUCAAAUGCAGCUGGAUUGACCAUAGAACAAGAAAUUAAAAGAGAAAUUAUUCAUGGGCUUUGUUUAGGACCAAUCGCUUACUCGGAGCUUAUAAAACGUAUACCAGAACGUUUAACACAAAAUUCAAUGUUUGACGAGAUAUUAGUCAAACUUGCCAAUUAUAGAGCACCAGAUAGUUUGACUGAUCAUGGUAUUUAUGAGCUUCAUGACGAAUAUUUUGAUGAAGUUGACCCGUAUUUUGUUCAUUAUUCUCGCAAUAAUAGAGAAGAGGCUGAGGAAGCUUUGAAAAGUAGAUUAAAGAAAAAAGAUGGAACUCACUCUACUCCAUUGUUAAUACCAAAAUUGCUUCCUAUAAAAAGUGGACCAUAUACUAAACUGGGUAACAUUUUACAUACACGUUUGUUAAAUCAAUUAAUUUAUUAUGCACUUUUGCAUGUAAGAAAUGAUGAAAAGAUAAAAUCUGACACACUUGUAGAAGAGGCAUUGCAUUUGAUAAUGUUGGCUCUUUUAGAUGAAAAUAAUAAUAUCGUUGGAGAAAGCAAACGGAAGGGGAAACAAAAGGCUACUGAUACUUCUAUUUCAUCAGAUAUAGAUGAGGAAAUGACAGGUUUUAUAUAUUAUGCAGUAUCUGACUUUUUCCAAGUGGAUAUGAAACCUCAGGGUACUUGUUUAUUGGAUCUUUUAUUACAACUUUCUUGUGAACAAAAUUUCAAAGAAUUUCAUAAUAAGCUAGAUUUUAUUAUAAGUAAAUUUGAACAAUUUGGUAGUGAUAGUGUAAAAAUAAAAAUAGAUCAGCAUCGCGAGAAGGUACGUAUCGAUUUACAAUCAAAAGGAACCGAGGAUAGUGAACUUUCAGAGUAUGAACGCAAGAAACAAGCAGCCAGAGAGAGACAGAAGAAAAUUAUGGAGCAAUUUGCCAAAGCUCAACAAAGUUUCAUAGAAAAACAUGAAGAUUUAUAUGAGGAAUAUGAGGAUAUGGAAGAAGAUUGGGAGCAUCCUGCAAGCGAAGUACAAUCAGGAACUGAUUCUUCAAAACCGAUGGAAACAAUUUGGUCGUAUCCUGCAGGAACUUGUAUAGUGUGCCAGGAAGAAACAAAUGCAUCUUCAUUAUAUGGGAUGCUUGGAUUAAUUCAACCAUCAUCAUUAUUACGUCGUACUCCAUUUGAUGAUAAGGAUUAUGUUUUUGAAGUUGUUAAUUUACCUGAAAAUUUAGAUUUCACUUAUGACCGAUCAGUUCCAUAUGGGGUUGCAUCCUCAAUUUAUAAUAAUGAUGCAACAUCAUCAUCUGAACCCUCGCACUUAAGUAAAGGAUUUCCUUCAAAGUCAUGUCGACAGGGAUUAUAUGCUUCUACCUGUGGGCAUUUAAUGCAUGUGAAGUGUUUUGAUACCUAUUUCGCUUCAUUGGAACAACGACAUCAAUUACAAUUAGCAAGGAAUCAUCCUGAAGAUGUCAAACGCAAAGAAUUUAUGUGUCCAUUGUGCAAAAGUUUGGGUAACGUUUUAUUACCGAUAAUUUGGAAAACUAAAAAGGAAGUAUUUCCAGGAAUAUUGGACACUCAAGAAGACUAUGAUACUUGGUUACGUGAUAAAGUUGGUCCUGGUUUGGAGAAAUUGAAAUCAUCCUUUUCUGCGGGAUCAAAUUUACCAUUUUCUCAUAAUGAUCCAAAUAAUUAUACAACUUUCACCACCGGAACGCCUAUCGAUGCGAGAGAGAUGUCCACUAAUACAGGUUUUUCAAACUUUACUCAAACCCAACAAAGGCGACGAAAUAGUAGUAUUAGGGAUGCACUUACUCAAUUUGUACACAUGUUAAGAACUCCAGUUGCAAACCAGAAUAAUGACGAAAGUGGCUCUUCUACAGCUGUUUCUGAUGACUUUUCUGUCCAGGGAUCAUCUACGAGAGAAGCGUCCGCAGUUUCUGAUGACGAAGAUCAAGAAAGCAUUCGUCGUAUGUACAAUCGUUUGGCAGAUGUUGUGCAAAUGGCGUAUCGAAAUAUAACACCGGAAAUUACUUUCCAAACUGUGCCAUUAAAAUCUAUCGAAUAUAUGUGGGAUUUAUUCGGCUACACAAUCUCAUGCAUUGAAAUAGGCCAGCGAGGGAUUGGUAAAACUACAAGCGAAGGUCUUGUUGGACCGACAUUAAUAGAUGGAAUCAAUUCACAAACAUUAACACUAUUAAGAGUUCUCUCAGAAACAAUAUUUACUUAUAUAAAUACAAUGCUAGUUGGCCAAACUGGUGAAUUUGGAUUGAAACAGAUAACUUUACAUAGGAAUCAACAAAUAUUUUAUGGUUAUCCAUUGUUCCAACAAGAAGAAAAUGUACAAAAUAUUGGAUCAAAACCUUUUGCUGAUGAUAAAAGGAAAAUGAUUGGGCCAUAUGGGCCAAGCUUUUUGUUUACACAGGUUAAACCUUUAUUACUUGAAGAUCCUUUCUUUGUUCUUGUAGAAAUUUGUGUGUGCACAGCUUCUGUGACUGAAUACGAGGUAUAUCAUAUGAUGCGAUUGUUAUAUACGGCCGAAAUUGUUAAAGUAAUAGUGUCAUUGAUCGAAUCUGCUAUCAAUGAUAAAACAAAGGAGUGGAUAGAUGAUGAUCGAGUUAAGAAGAAAUUUAACGGAUUACGAGAUACUUCAAUAAGAGAUUUUGUUAUAUGGGUUGCAAAACAAGUAGGCAACAAUGAACAUGAUAUCGUAAAAUUUUUGGAUGGAAUCGAUGAAUCGACUUUUAUAAAACUUAUUAAGACAUUCUGUUUACCUUAUUUGAGAAAAUGUGUCAUUCUUUUGCAUGCAAUGUUUGGAGUUGCAUUUCCAAAAGGAGUUGAUACAGAUGAGACUGAACUCACGAGAUUAACCAAAUUGCUUGGAUUUCCUUCAGUAGAACAUAUUUGUUCAAUACCUACCACAUCAGCAAACGAUAUAACGAUGUUGUCGGUUAUUUCGGGAUGGUGUAAUCAUUUGUAUACGCUCCGACAAGUGCCGCCAUCUCCAAUAACACCAUCAGGAACACCACAUGAUAUAAGUAUGAUUCACGGUCUUCUUGUAUCAAGUGGAGUAACUUCGGGUAACUCACAAGCGCCACAAGAACAUCAUCAGUUAUAUCAAAAAAUUGAUGUUAAAGUCAAUCAUCCAGCUAUAUUUGAACUUGUAGGUUUACCAAAGAGAUUAGAUUCUUUAUUUGAAGAAAGCCUGAAGAAAGUUUGCAAAAAAUGUAAAACAGUGCCACAUGAUCCAGCCUUAUGUCUAUUGUGUGGUACAUUCGUAUGUAGCCAAAGCUACUGCUGUUCAGAAAAUGAUCGUGGUGAUAAUGAUCGAGGUGAAUGUAAUCUUCAUACAAAAAGUUGUGGUGGAGAUAUAGGGAUUUAUUUAUUAGUAAAGAAAUGUGUAAUACUUUUACUUCAUGUUGAUAACGGUUGUUUUAUGAAUGCACCGUACCUUGAUACACAUGGAGAAACGGAUCUUGGAUUAAAGAGAGGAAGACCACAAUUCCUUAAUCAAAAACGAUAUGAUGAAAUUCGUAAAUUAUGGUUAACGCAUGGCGUACCGAUACAUGUUGCAAGAAAGAUUGAACAGACAUUUGAUUUAGGGGGAUGGCCAACAAUGUGAAUAUAUAGGAACUAUAAUUUUUUUUUAUUUAGUUUUUCUUUUAUUAAUUUUAUUAGGUUAUUCUUUCUAUAUCAAAGAAUGCAAAAAAAAGUUAUUUCUUUAAUUUUAUGAGAUUAAAAAAAAGCUAUAUAAUUUUCUUUUGUAUUUUAAACCUUUUGCUAUAUAUAAUAAAAAUGAUUCACUUCGUUGAAUUUAGAUAGCGUAACCACCAAAAAAAUCAUGAAUCACGUGUUCUCAAAUUAUUCAUCUCAUUUUUUUAGUUGUUACGCUUGGAAAAGAUAUAUCACUUUUUAUUUCAUAUCCAAUAUUUUUUUUUUUAUUGUACUAUUUAUCUUAUAUUUAUUUUCA
Rhizophagus irregularis DAOM 181602=DAOM 197198 is the source of this 6960-nucleotide messenger RNA. RefSeq lists its product as uncharacterized. Gene Ontology annotation, molecular function: zinc ion binding; ubiquitin protein ligase activity. The record is from RefSeq and is a predicted model, not a curated record. Gene Ontology annotation, biological process: ubiquitin-dependent protein catabolic process via the N-end rule pathway. Lineage: Eukaryota; Fungi; Glomeromycota; Glomeromycetes; Glomerales; Glomeraceae.